AUGUCGUACUAUAACAGGUAUAGGAACCGGAAGAGGCAGGACGCGAAGGGUGAUGGUGCAGGGGGUGCAGGGGGUGCAGGUGCGCCUGGCGGCGCACCAGGCGGAAUGCCCGGGCUGCAGACACCGGAUGCGAUCUUUGAUCUCGGGAAGAACAAGCGGGUGACCGUGCGGCAGUUCAGGAACAUCAACUUGAUCGACAUCAGGGAGUACUACUUGGACCAGUCGAGCGGGGAGAUGCGGCCAGGGAAGAAAGGUAUCUCCUUGACGGAGGACCUGUACGACGAGUUGUUGAGACACCGUUUGAACAUCGACGAGGCGUUGCGGCGGUUUGGGUCCAGGAGACCGCGUACGAAGACCGUGCGGUUGCUGUCCGAUGACGAGGACGACGACGCUGGGGAGAAGCCCGAGGGGAAGGGCAAGCAGGCCGCAGGGGGUGCGGGGGCGCAAGGUGCGGGGGCGCAGGCUUCGAAAGACGCAAAGGGCAAGAAGAGUGCUGAAAAGGCCGGGUCUAGUGGUACGGCCACUGCCACUACCACUGGGGCAACGGCCAAGCGCGAACGCCACUACGACGAGGAUAACGACGAGAACAACCAGAAGAAGAAGAAACCGGCCCCGCCGACUCUUCUGCCACACGAGGAGAAUAUAGAGAAUGCGAAACGGGAGGCCAACGCAACGCUUAUCAUCCCGGGGAUGAAGAGGGAUGCAGAGGCGGGGAAGCCGGAGAAGCAAGGUGCAGAGAAGCCGGAGAAGCAAGAGACAGCUCCUGCCGCUGCUGCGGCAGCUGCUCCAGCCCCCGUCACGGCCCCAGGUGACGACAAUUCCAGCGACGAAGAAUUCGCAGAGAGUCUGCAGGCGGAAAUGGACAAGAUAAACGACGAGAGCAGCGAGGAGGAGUAA
Messenger RNA from Huiozyma naganishii CBS 8797, 897 nucleotides. RefSeq names its product chromatin-binding transcription coactivator SUB1 (gene SUB1). The transcript has a single exon. Bases 1 to 897 code for a protein of 298 amino acids. Gene Ontology annotation, molecular function: transcription coactivator activity; DNA binding. Lineage: Eukaryota; Fungi; Ascomycota; Saccharomycetes; Saccharomycetales; Saccharomycetaceae. Gene Ontology annotation, biological process: positive regulation of transcription initiation by RNA polymerase II. The record is from RefSeq and is a predicted model, not a curated record. Gene Ontology annotation, cellular component: nucleus; transcription regulator complex.